This is a messenger RNA of Pogonomyrmex barbatus (red harvester ant), 2029 nucleotides long. RefSeq names its product Kynurenine 3-monooxygenase cn (gene cn). Lineage: Eukaryota; Metazoa; Arthropoda; Insecta; Hymenoptera; Formicidae. Gene Ontology annotation, cellular component: mitochondrial outer membrane. Gene Ontology annotation, biological process: quinolinate biosynthetic process; L-tryptophan catabolic process. Gene Ontology annotation, molecular function: FAD binding; kynurenine 3-monooxygenase activity. The record is from RefSeq and is a predicted model, not a curated record.
GUAUAACGUUUUCAACAUAGUUUUCGCAACGGGCAUAUGGCAGUGGCAUUAUAUUUGACUUAGCUAUUAUUAAUAACACGUCUUCAUCUGAGUCACUAGAAAAAUCUACUAUGCAUCUCGCAAACUCUGAUAAAAUAAUAAUUUUCCAUUUCAGUAAAACCACUCUCAAGACUUCUUCAAACAAAAACGCUAUAAGAAAGAUUAUAUUUCUAUAUACAUCUGCCAAGUCACAGAAUUACGAAUAUCGUUCCGUUAUUGCAGUGCAAAAGUCAUCAUCAGUAAUAACAGAACGCUCCUGCAGCUCUACUGAAUGACGUCAUAUCGUCAGUACUUACAACAUCGUACGUGAAUGUGUAUAUAUAUAAGUACCUACGACGAUAGGUCGCUAGUACAGUUGAUCAGUAGCUUCGAUGCACAGCGGAACAAGUAUGGCAGAAGUGAAAAAAAAAUCACGUAUCGCUAUUGUCGGGGGUGGUUUGGUUGGAGCAUUAGCCGCAUGUUUUUUUGCUAAAAGGGGUCAUCAAGUGAUCAUCUAUGAAUAUCGAUCAGAUAUACGAAUGGAAAAUUCACAUGGUCAGAGUAUCAAUUUGGCGUUGUCAUUUCGCGGCAGAGAAGCUUUAAAGGCAGUCGGUCUCGAAGAUGUUUUGAUAAAUCAUCACGGUAUUCGUAUGCAAGGCAGAAUGCUCCAUGAUAAAAAAUGCAAUUUGAAAGAAAUUCUUUAUGACAGCGUUAAAGGAAAUUGCAUUUAUUCUGUUAGUAGACGACACCUCAAUGUAGUUCUAUUAAACGCCGCGGAAGAAUAUCCGGAAGUGCAACUUCAUUUCAACAGAAAGCUCAUGGACGCUGAUUUGGAAAAGGGAAAAAUGAAAUUUUUAAAUACAAAUACAGGAAUGACGGAAGACGCGGAAGCUGAUUUGAUAAUUGGUGCCGAUGGGGCAUAUUCAAGAAUACGAAGAAUUAUGGCCAGGAGACCGCUUUUUAAUUGCGCUCAAACAUACAUCGAGCAUGGCUACGUGGAACUUUCUGUGCCACGUAGAAAAGAUAACGAAUUUGCAAUGAAGGGUAAUAAUCUUCACAUUUGGCCGCGCGGUGAAUUUAUGAUGACUUCCUUGCCGAACGAGGAUCGUACAUUCACCGGCAAUCUGUUCGCUCCAUUUCACGUGCUCCAAGAACUGAAGACGCCUGAGGCAUUGUUAAAUUUCUACAUUGAACAUUUUUCGGAUUUUCUGCGAUUGAUCGGUAAAGAGGAACUGGUAAAGCAGUUCUUUGAAAGAAAACCGCAAACAUUAAUAUCUAUAAAGUGUAAGCCUUAUCACGUUGGAAAAACCGUUGUUAUAGUUGGGGACGCUGCACAUGCGAUGGUUCCCUUUUAUGCUCAAGGAAUGAAUGCUGGUUUCGAAGAUAUUCUACUACUUGAUGAAUUAAUGGAACGUUACGAUUCGGACUUCGCAAAAGUUUUACCGAAAUUUUCGGAAAUACGAUGCGAUGAUGGCCACGCAAUAUGUGAUCUCGCAAUGUAUAAUUAUCGUGAGAUGAGGGAUUUAGUGACAAGAAAAUCUUUUCUUCUUCGAAAAUUUCUAGACCAAGUUUUAUAUACGCUUAUUCCCAAUUCCUGGAUACCGCUUUAUUCUGCUGUGCAUUUUAGUCGCAUGAGUUUUCGCAAAUGUAUAACGCACAAAGAAUGGCAGGACAAGGUUUUAAGAACGAGUUUUUUGUGUUUUACAUUGCUGACUUUCGCUAUCUUAGUUGUUCCUUUUGUACGAAAUAUUAUAUAAAUUUAAUUGCUUGCCGACUAUCGUAAGUUAUGAUAAUAAUAAAAAUUAUACAACUAAUAAUUUCAUAUAUAUAAUAAUGGUAUUUUCAAAAAUUAUUCAAUUUUCAUGAUUUAAUAAUUCUAUUAAUCAUUAAUAUCUUUGUUUUUUAUCAUUAAGAUAUACAAACAAAAAAUAUGUAAAAAUUAACAUUUACAUGAUAAAUUAGAUAUUGAGCAUAUGUAAAUCAAUUUUUAAAUAUUACAUAUAUUUAGAAC